This is a messenger RNA of Nicotiana tabacum (common tobacco), 979 nucleotides long. NCBI's taxonomy places the organism in Eukaryota, Viridiplantae, Streptophyta, Magnoliopsida, Solanales, Solanaceae. The record is from RefSeq and is a predicted model, not a curated record.
AUGGUCGUGAGUGUGUCGUUGCCUGUAUCAGCAAUAGUACGGGUGUUACCUGUUCAUGUAGCGUUUGGCUCAACGGCAGCAGUUGCGAUGUUGAGGUUUUCCUCUCGCGCAAGAUCGUUAGAUCCCCGUGCGGAGGAGAAAAGUCAAAGGGGCAUGAUUGGCAUUACUAUGGGUUUCGAAUGGUAUGAACCGUUAAGCAAUUCCUCAGAAGACAUAGCUGCAACUCAUAGAGCUCGAUCAUUCUAUGACAGUUGGUUUUUAGACCCUAUUAUAUUAGGAAGAUAUCCUAAAGAAAUGGUACAAAUUUUGGGAUCUAAUCUUCCGGAAUUAUCAAUGAAUGAUUUGAGCAAGUUGAGUUAUGGCCUAGAUUUCAUUGGCAUCAAUCAUUAUUCGGCUGUCUAUAUCAAAGAUUGCUUAUAUUCUGCCUGUGAACAUGGAAACUCUUGGUCAGAGGGUUCUUAUUUUAGGACUACACAAAGAGACGGCAUCUACAUUGGUGAACCAGGGGAAGUGGACUGGCAAUUUGUGUACCCACAAGGGAUUGAAAAAGUUGUGAUGUAUUUGAAGGACAAAUUCAACAAUACUCCAAUGUUUAUCACUGAAAAUGGCUUUGCUGGGAACAGUUCUUCUAUAGAGGAUGCCUUGAACGAUGUUCGUAGAGUGAAAUACUUGCAUAGCAACUUAAAUUCAUUGGCAAAUGCCAUCAGGAAAGGUGCAGAUGUAAGGGGAUACUUUGUUUGGUCCCUUCUUGACAACUUUGAGUGGCUAGAUGGAUAUAGCAUAAGAUUUGGACUUUACUAUGUCAACUAUACUAAUCUCCAGAGAACUCCAAAAUUAUCAGCCACCAAGUAUCAAGAGCUCAUGUAUAACUUUCACAUAGAGCUUGAAACACAUACUGCCCUGAAAUAGCGUAAUAAGAGGAUGUAUAUGUGGAGACUUGUUGAAGAUUUUUAUUUAGGUCUCUGUUGUUGGAAAGCAA